UGAUUUUCUUUGAAUGUGAGGUCAGAUUUCACUGAUAUUUGUUCAUUUCUUUCAAUUUCAUUGCUCUUGAUGAAACCCACCUGGGGUUUGACUGGCUUUCUUGGCGAUAAAUCCGCAGUUUAACCCAAAUCUUGAUCCCUAGCUAUCUGCAUCGAGCAACAGCAAAGAAGCUGAUGAAUUAAAGUAAGGUUACGACAUCUGCAUCAAGCAGCAGCAAAGAAGCUGAGGAAUUAAAGUAAGGUUACCUUAAUUAAAGAUUUCUCCUCUUCUGAUUCGUUGUAUGAGUUUAUAAGCAGUUUAGUUUAAUCCGUUAUAAUUACUAUCUAGUACACUGAGUUCUCUAAUAGCCUCCGGUAGCUACUAAAGUUUCAGUUUGAUCGAGGUAUAUGCAUGCAGUAGCCUAAACUAUGAUCAUAUAUAGUUUCUUAAUUUUAUUUUUUAAAAUAAUAUAUUUCACUUCGGUAAAUAAAGUUCAUUUCACUCAAUUUUAAAGUAUUUUUUACCUAAUUUUUCAGUUGAUAAACGAUUUUCCCUAUACAAAAAUUGUACCCAUCGAUCUUUUAUUCUCUGUCAUUCUCAUGAUGUAUAUUAAUUUGCUGUAUAUAACUAUAUAUUGUUUGUUUAGUUAGAUCAUCCACGUUAUGGCAAUGACAAAUACUAGUGCUGCAACUUUGAUUGUCCCUCAACUUCUAAAAAGGGGCAAUUAUAAGAGUUGGAGCAUUUUCAUGGAAGACCAUUUGAUUUCUCAAGAGCUUUGGGAUGGUAUUAUUGUUCCAUUCGGCCCUGAGCAACAGUUGUUUAGUGAAUCUGAGCAAAGAAAAAGGAAUGCUGCUGCUCUGAAUGCCAUUAAGAUUUCAUGCGAACCAGAAAGCUUUGUUCGUAUAAAGUAUACACGUUCAGCAAAAGAUGCUUUGGAUAUGUUAGCCAAAAUGCAUAAAAUAGAACCUGAAACCGAUUAAAGCACUCCAAAGGCAAGCAAUCCUCCGCUUUGGGUGGCAAGUCCGAUUGUCCCUGAACUUCUAGAAAGAGGCAACUAUGAGAGGUGGAGUAUCUUCAUGAAAAACUACUUUGUGUCACAAGAUCUUUGGGUGGUUACUCACCACUUGUCAACGCCUCUUGGAGUUUCUAAAAGGGUGUGGAGAAAAAAGAAUGCUGCUGCUCUGCAUGCAAUUCAAAUUUCAUGUGGAGCAGAAAAAUUUAAUCAGAUAAAGAACAUCCAUUGGGCAAUAGAAGCUUGGGAUAAGUUGAAAAGAAUACAUAUUGAAGAAGAGAAAUCAAAAACAGAUAAUUCAGGUUUUCCAUAUCUCUCUCUAUGACAUCAUGUGUUUUCGAUUGCAUUUGGUUUAAAUGAACUUGGCAAAAGAUG
Messenger RNA from Rubroshorea leprosula, 1366 nucleotides. NCBI's taxonomy places the organism in Eukaryota, Viridiplantae, Streptophyta, Magnoliopsida, Malvales, Dipterocarpaceae. The record is from the annotation of a GenBank genome assembly.